AAAAUACGAAAGCAUACGAUCAAAUAUAAUUAUUAAAGAUUUACCGUGAUUAAAUAACGUUAAUUAUCUUAAAAAAAAAAUUGUUAAUUUCUGUUGUGUUUUUAUCAAUAAAAAUUGAACAAUAAAAAUAAAUUUUAAAUUUUACUUGUUAUUUUAAAUUGAAUUUUUAAUUAAACAAUAUUUAAAGGAUUCAAAAGGAUUUUUGAAACUUGAAAAUUUUUGUAUUUCAUAUAAAUUUUAAAUAGUGUUAAUUUAAUUAAAAAAAAAAGAACAAAAAAUACAUUAGAAAUGGCUAAAAGUAUACCAAGACGUCAUGCAAUACCGAUCCUUUACACAAGAGGAACUCAUUAUGAUGUCGGAUUCGAUAUGGGUCGAACAUUUGCAUCUAUAAUCAAUAAUUUUGUUGAUAUAUUUGAACCUUUAAAUAAAGAAUAUUUACCAUUAUAUGAAACACCAAAAGGAAAGGAAGCUUACGAUCAAACCUUGGAUACUGUUAAAAAGUCAUUUCCACAAUAUAUUCGUGAAUUAGAAGGCAUUGCUGAUGGUGCUAAAGUUGAAUUUCAUAAGUUAUUCCUUUUACACAUGGAUGAAAUUUUGCCCCAAUCAUUAAAAAAUGAAAACAGUGUUCAAGCAGCACCCGUUGGUUGCUCAACAAUUAUUGUAAACCAUGAAGACUGUCGUAUCCUAGCUCAUACUGAAGAUGCUCUGACGGAGACACUGAACAAUUAUUAUUUUGUUGUAGCUCAUAUAAUAAAUGAUACACCGCAAGGAAAAUAUAAUGUUAAAGAAGAAAAAUUUAUGUCUUUGUGUUAUGCAGGACAUUUACCAGGAUACACAAUGAAUUACAAUCACCAUGGACUUGUAUUUUCAAUCAAUACAAUUUCAGCCACCUAUUUAAGAAGUGGAAAAACACCUCGCCAUAUAUUAACAAGAUCUCUUCUGUCUUCUGAUUCUUAUGAACAAGCUUUAACAAUUUUGAAAGAUUCUGGUAUUGGAGCAGCAGAUGCUUGUUCUAUUAAUUUAACAUUUUUAAAAAAUAAUGAUGCCAAAAUGUGUUAUAAUAUUGAAAUGGGACCAGUUGAUGGAGAUGGCACAGAAUCACAAUUAGAUAUUCGUGAGAUACCGAUAGGUGAUCACAGUUUUCAUUGUAAUAAAUAUUUACGCUUACAAGUACCAGAAGUGAAUCCUUAUAUGGUAGAUUCGAGUGAUAGUAGAAUGAAAGCUUUCAAAUCAUAUGAAAUACCAAAAACAAAAGAAGAUGUUAAAAAUAUGUUGGGUGAUACCAGUGGUGGAGAGCAUUGUGUUUUCAGAGAUAAUGGUGAUGUUAACGAAUUAGUUAAAACUAUUGCUGUUGGUGUUUUUGAUUUAGAGGCAAAAACUUACGAAUUAUAUUCAGAUAACCCAAGAUAUAACGAACCUCAUGUUGUUAUUCCUUUGGUAAUAAAAGAAGACUAAAUCAUAUUAUUAUAUAAAAAUUUAUAUU
Condylostylus longicornis is the source of this 1483-nucleotide messenger RNA. It is a transcript of the gene tan, whose product is annotated as beta-alanyl-dopamine/carcinine hydrolase. The transcript has 8 exons. Lineage: Eukaryota; Metazoa; Arthropoda; Insecta; Diptera; Dolichopodidae. The coding region runs from base 289 to 1455 and encodes 388 amino acids. The record is from RefSeq and is a predicted model, not a curated record.